Caenorhabditis bovis is the source of this 843-nucleotide messenger RNA. Lineage: Eukaryota; Metazoa; Nematoda; Chromadorea; Rhabditida; Rhabditidae. The record is from the annotation of a GenBank genome assembly.
AUGAAGAGGGUAUCAAAUCUUGCGAAAAGCUUAAAGUUGGCUUCGAGCUCUGUUCGAUGCUCUCAAAUUGCGUUCAAUUCGACUGCGUCCUCUCAAAAUACCACACACUUUGGAUUUCAAAAUGUUCCAGAGGCUGAAAAAGAAAAAAAAGUUCAUGAAGUUUUUGCGAACGUCGCAAAAAAGUAUGAUUUGAUGAAUGACGCAAUGAGCAUGGGAAUUCAUCGCCUAUGGAAGGACUACUACGUUAGCGGAUUGCAUAUUCCUUAUAAGGCGAAGAUUCUAGACAUGGCUGGCGGAACUGGUGAUAUCGCCUUCCGAAUGCUGAGAAGGUCUCCAACAUCUACUGUUACUGUUUCGGACAUUAAUCAGCCAAUGCUUGAUGUAGGAAAAGAGCGGGCGAACGUGGAACGAGACAUUCAAGUAAAUCGUUUGGAAUGGGUUUGCGCGAACGCUGAAGAAAUGCCAUUUGCGGAUAACACCUAUGAUCUCUUCACGAUGUCGUUUGGAAUUCGAAACUGCACACACGUCGACAAGGUGAUUCGCGAAGCUCAUCGUGUGUUGAAGCCCGGUGGCCAACUCGCCAUUCUUGAGUUUAGUGAAGUGAAUUCCGCUUUAAAACCAUUCUAUGAUGCCUAUUCAUUCAAUAUAAUUCCGGUGAUGGGCGAAAUUUUGGCCAGUGAUCGCAAAAGCUAUCAGUACCUUGUCGAAAGCAUCAGAAAGUUCCCAAAUCAGAACGAAUUUGCUGAAAUCAUCAGAAAAGAAGGAUUCGUAGACGUUCGAUAUGAGAAUCUUACAUUUGGAGUUUGUGCCAUUCAUAAAGGAAGAAAGCCAAGAAAGAACUAG